GCCCCCACCGUUUUGAUUUUGCAAUUUUCACUGUUCCGUUUUUGGCUAAGUUGCCGAUCGCCGAUCAUCCUGACCGUUUCGUCGAUUUCCCGACCAUCGCUGCUCCGCCAUUUCCUCCAUCAAGCCUCAGUUUCGCUUCUCAAGCGCAGUUUUCCCGUUCUGUUUCAGCUGAUUCCUUUUCCUUAUCGUCUCAGUUGCCGAUCAUCUUCGCCGUUUUAUCCAUUUUCUGAUCACCUCUGCUCCGCCAUUUCCUACAUCAAGCCUCAGUUUCGCUCCUCAAGCGCAGUUUUUCCGUUCUGUUUCAGCCAAUUCCUUUUCCGUUUCGUCCCUGUUACCGAUCAUCUUCGCCGUUUUAUCGAUUUUCCGAUCACCUCUGCCCCACCAUUUCCUCCAUUCAGCCUUAGCUUUGUGCGUUGUGGCUCUUGGUCACUUUCCUAAGCCGCAUGCGCGUAACUUUUCCGUUCUGUUUCCCUUUGAAAUCAUUGAUUUUAGGUUGGCCGCAUUAACGCAAAUGGAAGGAGAAAGUUCUCUCUCGCUUCUACAGUUGAUGGCUAAAGAGGGACUCGUACCAUCUCCUGAGGAGGAAGAGAGGAGGAAAAAUGUAGUCGAGAAGCUUAAAAAGAUAAUAAUGGCUUGGGUCAAAAAGGUUGCUUGGCAGCGUCGGCUUCCAACGAAACAUAUUGCAGAAACCAGUGCCACCAUAUUAACUUAUGGAUCAUAUGGUCUCGGAGUCCAUGGUUCAGAUUCAGACAUUGAUGCUUUAUGUGUUGGACCUGUCUUCGCAACCAUGGCAGAGGAUUUUUUCAUUGUUCUACACAACAUGCUUAAAGGCAGAGAGGGCCUUUCUGAAAUCCAUUGUGUGAAGGAUGUAAAAGUACCACUGAUGCGAUUUAAACUGGAUGGGAUCUCAAUAGAUCUCCCAUAUGCACAGCUUAAAGUUUUAUCUGUUCCCGAAGAUGUGGACAUUCUCAAUCCAUGCUUUUUGAGUGAUAUUGAUGAAACUAGUUGGAAAAGCUUGUCUGGAAUACGUGUGAACAAGCGCAUUCAUCAGCUGGUUCCAAACUUAGAGAACUUUCAGUCACUGCUACGUUGCAUCAAAUUUUGGGCAACAAGACGAGGAGUGUAUGGUAAUUUAAAUGGGUUUCUUGGAGGAGUUCACUUGGCAAUUCUUACUGCUUUUGUUUGUCAGUGUCAUCCUAAUGCCAGUUUGAGUGCCUUAGUUUCAAAUUUCUUUAAGACAUUUGCCUUAUGGCCUUGGCCUACACCAGUAGAAUUGCAAGAUGGAGCAAUGCCAACCACAAUAAAUCCAGCUGAGACACAGUUUUUUAUGCCCAUUAGAUUGCCAUGUAGUCCAUCUGAAUAUUGUCAUUCCAACAUCACCAGAUGCACUUUUUAUAAAAUCAGAGUAGAGUUUCUUCGAGGCCAUAAGUUGACCAAGGAUGCUGGGAGGCCAAAUUUUGAUUGGGAAAAUAUAUUUGAGCCAUUUCCAUAUUCAAAGAAGUAUAUGCGAUUCAUCAAAAUUUAUGUUUCGGCUGCUAAUCAAGAUGACCUUGGAGACUGGGUUGGCUGGGUAAAGUCUCGUUUUCGGUUUCUUCUUAUUAAGCUUGAGGAGGUACAGAGUCCAUGUGACCCUAAUCCUGCUGAAUAUGUUGAUGUAGAUGUAGAGGAGCCAAAUGCUGUUUUCUACUGGGGCUUACUGCCUGGAAAGACUAAUUUCCCAGACAUAGAAUCUGUGAAGGAGGCUUUCUGGAAGGUUGUCAGCAAUGGUUAUCAAGGGUCCCUAGGUAGGCUAGAAUUAUCCAUUGUUCAGGUUUCUCAACUACCGAACUAUGCUAGGCUGGAUAAUGCAAGUAGGAAGGGCACAAAAGCUUGUUGGAAGAUUUUUGACUACAACCAGCAAAGGAUUCCUAUAUACUCCCAGCAUCUUCCAGACUAUGUGGUUGGCUACAUGACAACUAAUAGAGACACCAAGUACCCAAGUGCUGGGGGUUAGAUUCUUUCGUGGUAUGUCAUCAUACCCUCACUCUUUUUUGUUUUCCUUCUUAUUUUUUGAAUUGGCUUUCAUGUUAGGGUUGGAGGGUUUGGUUUAGGAUCAAUAGGAAUUAAAUCCUAAACGUACAAACAUGAAAUGUCAAUAGGAUUGCAGGCCGGAACAGAAAGUUGACUUUAUCAUUAGUUUUUGUUAUUGUUGUUAUAAAUCCCACAGAAAAUAUGAUUUUG
Rubroshorea leprosula is the source of this 2220-nucleotide messenger RNA. The record is from the annotation of a GenBank genome assembly. Lineage: Eukaryota; Viridiplantae; Streptophyta; Magnoliopsida; Malvales; Dipterocarpaceae.